AUGUCUUCGAAUCAACAGGAGAUUGGAAGCGCGGCUGCUGUCUGGGCUCCAACUGAGACAGCACCUCUAAAACCGGCAGCAACCUCUCCCACAACAUCAAUCCACGACCUCAUCUGCAUUGGGUUCGGCCCGGCUUCCCUCGCCAUCGCCAUCGCCCUCUCAGAAUCAUCCUCUGCUGCCAAUGUCUCUUUCCUCGAGCGCCAACCCAAAUUUGCAUGGCACGCAGGCAUGCAGCUCCCUGGCGCAAAGAUGCAGAUCUCCUUCAUGAAAGAUCUGGCGACGCCUCGGAACCCCAAGUCCCAUUUCACAUUCGUCAACUACCUCUUCUCCAAGAACAGACUCAACACCUUCAUCAACUUGGAUACGUUCACACCGUCGAGAUUGGAAUACGAGGACUACCUUAGGUGGUGCGCGUCUCACUUCGAGGACCGGGUCACGUACGGCCAGGAGGUGGUCUCCGUCGAGCCCGACGUUACGUUGAAGAACGGAAAGGUGUCUCAAUUCAAGGUCGUGUCGAAAAAUACCGUGACCGGGGCGCUACGUGCCCGGGUAGCGAGGCACGUGGUCAUCGCCGUCGGAGGCAAAGGGAAGAUCCCAGCCGAGCUGCCGCAAUCGCACCGACAGGUCGUCCACUCCUCCAAGUACUCCCAGCAGGUGUUAUCCGCCCUCCCCGAUCCAAGCCAGGCGUAUCACAUCGCCGUGGUCGGCAAUGGACAAUCCGCCGCCGAGAUCUUUAACGACCUGCCGUCCCGAUAUCCCAACGCCAAGGUCUCGCUGCUGAUCAAGGACAGCGCGCUGCGUCCGAGCGACGACUCACCGUUCGUCAACGAGAUCCUUGACCCGGAGCGCGUGGACGGCAUUUUUGCCACUGACAGCGCCCUGCGUGCGACUCGCAUCACGGCUGACAAGGCCACCAACUACGGCGUCGUCCGCCUCCACCUGCUCGAGCACCUGUACGAGAAGCUGUACCUGCAGCGCCUGCACAGCGAGGAUCCGGCCACCUGGCCCCUCGGCAUCCGCUCCAACCGCCAGGUGAGCCAGGCGCGCGAGACCGCGGACGGGAAGCUGCUGCUGCGCCUGGCGAAGCUGGGUCCAGACGCCAUGGACGCAAGCGAAGAGGAACUGCUCGUCGACGCCGUAUUCGUGGCGACGGGCUACGAGCGUAACGCGCACGAGAGCAUGCUGACCCACACGCGUGGACUCCUCCGCCCGCAAGACCGGGAACAGGGAGCGUUCCCCGUCCGCCGCGACUACAAGAUUGCGUUUGACGAGUCGAAGGUGGCCCCCGACGCGGGUGUCUGGUUGCAAGGCUGCAACGAGAAGACGCACGGUGUAAGUUCUUCCCUCGCCGCUGAUAUGGGAAACCAAUUGACUGGCAAACAGCUGAGCGAUACCCUCCUUUCCAUCCUGGCCGUCCGUGGAGGCGAGCUGGUGCAGUCUAUGUUUGGCGGCGAGCAGCAGCAGCAGCAGAAUCAGCAGGUGAUUCGAGCCAAGUUGUGA
Messenger RNA from Drepanopeziza brunnea f. sp. 'multigermtubi' MB_m1, 1500 nucleotides. The record is from RefSeq and is a predicted model, not a curated record. Lineage: Eukaryota; Fungi; Ascomycota; Leotiomycetes; Helotiales; Drepanopezizaceae.